AUAUAUAUAUGCUCUAAUUUAAAAUAUUUAAUAAACUCUUAAUGGCUAUUGUUUAGAUAUGAGCGAAUCAUUUUUUAUUUUUUUUAUUUAUUUUUUUAAGGCGAGUAGGUUCUUUUUAAUGAAUCGGUUCACAAAUCGGACUAAAUGAUUCAUUACGCGAUGGUAGAAAGGUGCCUUUGGUUGUUCCUUGCAGGGUACUCGACCUUACAGGCUCCAUGUGGUUUGGGGCGGAGUUAGGGCAUCUGCUGCCUCCCAGGAACAAACUGAGGCCCCUUUGUUCAAUUAGCGCGUACUUUUGCAUUUAAUGUUUUAAAGUCUAUCGAGUUAUUACCAACGACUGUAAAAGUCAUGUGAACAUCAAAGUUCGAUUUUAUUUUUAUUUUUUCCCACCCACUAGAGUUUGUAAACUCAUCAGGUUUUAACAAAGCAGCUGUUCGUUAAUUUAAACAUGAAGGGCGGGAUAUGACUGGCUGAGUGCGGCUGUUCUUGACACGCCCCUGAAGCGGGGCGACAUCUGAUUGGCUCAUAUGUCUGUGAGGGGCGGUGCAGAAAGCGAUAUCAGACAGCACUCGAGUAAAAGCAGACAGACUGAAUCUGAGAGCAUCUGUUACAGUUCAUUUUUAUUUCCUGGCGCGUUUACUGUAGUUCUCUGAAGGUCAAAGAUGUCAAAGGGCACAGUGGUCCUGGCGUACAGUGGGGGUCUGGACACUUCCUGUAUCCUCGUGUGGCUCAAGGAAGAGGGUUAUGAUGUCAUUGCUUACCUGGCAAACAUUGGCCAGGAUGAGGACUUUGAUGCCGCCCGGAAGAAAGCGGAGAAACUCGGAGCAAAGAAGGUGUUUAUUGAAGACCUGCGUUGUGAAUUUGUGGAGGAGUUUAUCUGGCCGUCAGUGCAGGCUAACGCAAUAUAUGAAGACCGUUAUCUGCUUGGCACAUCUAUCGCCCGGCCGUGUAUCGCCCGCCGACAGGUCCAGAUCGCCCAACAGGAAGGAGCUCAGUUUGUUUCACAUGGGGCCACAGGAAAGGGGAAUGACCAAAUUCGGUUUGAGCUGACGUGUUAUGCACUCUACCCUCAAGUGAAGAUCAUCGCUCCAUGGAGGAUUCCAGAAUUUUACAACCGUUUCCGUGGCAGAAAAGACCUGAUGGAGUAUGCAGAGAAACAUGGUAUUCCUGUACCGGUCACUCCGAAAGCGCCAUGGAGUAUGGAUGCUAAUCUCAUGCACAUCAGCUAUGAGUCUGGAAUUCUCGAGAAUCCCAAGAAUCAUGCGCCUUCAGAUCUUUACCAGAUGACCAAGAACCCUGAAGAUUCACCUAAUGAACCAGACAUCCUGGAGAUCGAGUUCAUUAAAGGUGUGCCAGUGAAAGUGACACAUGUUAAAGAGGGAAUGUCUAAAAACACGCCACUGGAGAUCUUUUCUUACCUCAAUGAGAUCGGUGGAAAGCAUGGUGUCGGGAGAAUCGAUAUUGUGGAGAAUCGCUUUAUUGGAAUGAAAUCAAGAGGUAUCUAUGAGACUCCUGGAGGAACCGUCCUGCAUCAUGCUCAUCUGGACAUAGAGACCUUCACGAUGGACCGGGAGGUGCGGAAAAUCAAACAGAGUCUCUGCAUCAAGUUCUCCGAGCUCAUCUAUAAUGGAUUCUGGUACAGCCCCGAGUGUGAGUUUGUACGUCACUGUAUUGAUAAGUCGCAGGAGAAUGUAGAGGGUCACGUGCAGCUGUCUGUGUUUAAAGGUCACGUGUACAUCCUUGGCCGCAAGUCACCUAAAUCACUUUACAACGAAGAACUCGUUAGUAUGGAUGUUCAAGGCGACUACGACCCGUGUGACGCCUCUGGAUUCAUCAAGAUCAACGCUGUCAGGCUGAGAGAACACAACCGCCUGCAGGGAGCCGCACAGAAGCAGCAAUGAACGAUAUAUACUGAUUCAUGUGUCUGAAAUCAUGAUUUUUGACUGACAGAGUGUCAGUUUAUUCAGAACAAACUGUCUAAACUGUUACAUGUAGCUGUGAUUUAAUUGACUGUUACAUCUCAUUAAACACGUACAAAACAUUUCUGACUGCUUCUAUUUAACAUUGAUAUUCACAUAUUUA
Myxocyprinus asiaticus (Chinese sucker) is the source of this 2082-nucleotide messenger RNA. Its product is annotated as argininosuccinate synthase-like. The record is from RefSeq and is a predicted model, not a curated record. Gene Ontology annotation, biological process: L-arginine biosynthetic process; urea cycle. The coding region runs from base 663 to 1901 and encodes 412 amino acids. Gene Ontology annotation, cellular component: cytoplasm. Gene Ontology annotation, molecular function: argininosuccinate synthase activity; ATP binding. Lineage: Eukaryota; Metazoa; Chordata; Actinopteri; Cypriniformes; Catostomidae. The transcript has 15 exons.